This is a messenger RNA of Rubroshorea leprosula, 2745 nucleotides long. NCBI's taxonomy places the organism in Eukaryota, Viridiplantae, Streptophyta, Magnoliopsida, Malvales, Dipterocarpaceae. The record is from the annotation of a GenBank genome assembly.
AACACCUGCUUCAAGUAAAAUAAAAUGUUGGGGGAACUAAAUCGGCCCACUUUAAAUUAGUGGGCCACUUUCGGGCCUCAGAUUUAAUUAUUGGGCUUAAACUGGGCCGUUUGUUAUUAUUAUUUUCUUUCUGAAAAAUCCUUAUUAAACGACACACUGUUUCUACGUUUCGGCUCAAUCUGUUUUACUUAAUUUAAAAUUUUUUAAUUUUUCUUCCACCGAAAAUUUUCCAUCCCGACCACCAACCAGUCAUGCUUUGAGAGCAAGUGACGCUCCACCUUUUCCAAUGAUUCACAGUAGGAAGCUAACGGAGCCAACCUCCAAACCGGCGACGGCUAUGGCGAGAAACAGAAGCCGGAAGACGACGCUGAUCUUCUUCUUUUUGCUCUCUGUUAUGGCAUUCUGCGCCUUUGUUCCGGUCUUCGCUCCUCUUCCUUCGCUGUCGUCCAACCCUCACCAUCACCAUCACCAUCACCGCCACCGUCUUCAUCAUCGUGAUAAAAUUAAUACUCGAAAGUUUGAGAUUGAUGACGAUAUGUUUUGGAAAGAUGGGAAGCCUUUUCAUAUAAUUGGUGGUGACUUGCACUAUUUCCGGAUUCUUCCUGAGUAUUGGGAAGAUAGACUUUUGAGAGCAAAGGCAUUGGGCUUGAAUGCCAUCCAAACUUAUGUUCCUUGGAAUUUGCAUGAACCAAAUCCUGGCAAGCUGGUUUUUGAAGGUAUUGCAGAUUUGGAAUCAUUUCUCAAGCUCUGCCAGAAGCUUGACCUUCUAGUUCUGCUUCGAGCUGGGCCUUAUAUAUGUGGAGAGUGGGAUUUGGGAGGGUUCCCAGCUUGGUUACUUGCCAUAGAACCAGCUCUCAGACUACGGUCAUCUGAUCCAGCUUACCUUCAAUUAGUUGAAAGAUGGUGGGGUAUAUUACUUCCAAAAGUUGCCCCUCUUCUUUAUGGCAAUGGAGGUCCUAUAGUAAUGGUUCAGAUAGAAAAUGAAUAUGGCUCAUAUGGAGAUGAUAAAGCAUAUCUUCAUCACUUAGUGAUGUUGGCUAGACAACUUCUUGGGGAAGAGAUUAUUUUGUAUACCACAGAUGGGGGUUCUCGGAAUAAUCUUGAGAAAGGAACCAUUAGGGGAGAUUCUGUCUUUUCAGCUGUUGACUUCUCUACUGGUGAUGAUCCAUGGCCCAUAUUUGAGUUGCAAAGGGAGUUCAAUGCCCCUGGAAAAUCACCACCUCUUUCUUCGGAGUUCUAUACAGGCUGGCUUACACACUGGGGUGAGAAGAUUGCAGAGACAGGUGCUGAUUUUACUGCAAAUGCACUCAAAAGGAUUUUAUCACGGAAUGGUUCUGCUGUACUCUAUAUGGCACACGGUGGCACAAACUUUGGAUUUUAUAACGGAGCAAACACUGGUCAGGAUGAAUCAGACUACAAGCCCGAUCUCACUUCCUAUGAUUAUGAUGCACCAAUUAGAGAGUCUGGUGAUGUAGAUAAUGCAAAGUUCAGAGCAAUCAGGAGGGUUAUAGGGCAAUAUACUUCAACACCACUUCCUUCAGUUCCUUCCAAUAAGGAAAAAGCAGGAUUUGGAUCUAUUCAGUUUGAGAAUACGGCAUUUUUAUUUGAUUUACUGGAUAUGAGAGAUAUGGCUAAUGUUGUUGAAUCUGAAAACCCAGUGGCAAUGGAGUCUGUGGGCCAGAUGUUUGGAUUCCUUUUAUAUGUAGCCGAAUAUCCUUCAAAGAAUGGCGGAAGUAGCCUUGUCAUACCAAAGGUGCAUGACAGAGCUCAAGUGUUUAUAUCAUGCCCUUCUAAAGCCAAUGGUGGAGUAUCAUACGUUGGUAGAAUUGAAAGAUGGUCAAAUCAAGCACUUCAACUUCCAAAUGCUAAAUGUGUCUCUAAUAUCAGCUUAUUUAUUUUGGUUGAAAAUAUGGGUCGUGUAAAUUAUGGGCAAUACCUGUUUGACAGAAAGGGUAUUUUAUCUCCUGUUUAUCUAGAUGGAAGUAUUCUGCACUGGUGGAAAAUGACUUCAUUUCCUAUGCAAAAUCUGAAUGAAGAUCCAAAAUUCAAUCCCAUCAUUAAGGUUGCAUCUUCUAGAUUCACUAAAAUAGCAGCCCGCAAGAAAUUGGAAUAUAAUUCUGGGGAUGGUUCAAAAGGACCUGCAUUCUAUGCUGGUCGUUUCAUUAUUAACAAAACAAAUGAAGUUAAAGAUACAUAUUUCUCAUUCAGAGGCUGGGGGAAAGGAAUUGUAUUCGUAAAUGAAUUUAACAUUGGAAGAUAUUGGCCAACGUCAGGACCACAAUGCAACCUUUAUGUCCCUGCUCCAAUCCUUCGGCAAGGCGAAAAUGUUGUGGUCCUACUUGAGUUAGAAUCUCCAAAUCCUGAGCUUGUGGUGGAAUCUGUGGAUAAACCAGACUUCUCGUGUGGUUCAAGCAGAGCAAGCGUGCACCAACUUUGAGCUCACCCGUUCAAUGUCGUCAAACACCCAGUACAACCAUGAAAAUGGGGGGAGGGUAGAUAACAUAUUGGUUGCCCUCCAAUCAACUGAUGCAUAGAAUCAUUGAACUGCCAGACAUGAUAAUAUCAAACUGCGACAUGAAACUUAAAUUCAAAUACACAGUGCUUGGUCCAUUAUUUCAGGUAGUUCAAAUGUUGUAUCAGAGUUGAUAUUACAAUUUAAACAUGGCUAACCUGCUUCCUGCAAGCUUAUUGGUGUGUAAUUAUAAAAAAUGUCAUAUUUUAUAAUAAAAAAAUGUUAUACGGUCG